CAUCAGCCCGCAGUCAGUCCGUGCAGCAGCACGCGGACAGCAGCACAUCUGGAUUCACCUGCGCCCGGAUUUUAAGACGUUUGACGGAUUUCUACCGGCUGUGGAAGUGCCGCCCGGUGGAAAACGUGUUUCUAAACCGAUGGAACCCCGGAUACGUUUGAUUGAUGUCUGACGUGGCGUUUGAUUGACGUCUGAGUUAACAGGGGAAUAAAUUAUUCAGCGGGCGGUGGGGGCGGACUUCCCGCCGGUCUGCGGGAUGGCCUGCCGCAGGGAGGGCGCCGCUCUCCUGCUGGUCCUGUUGCUCCUGCUGGAUCCCUCAAGCCAACGCAGCCAAACACAGGAGCUGCAGAACGUCACGCUGGCCGUCAUCCUGCCGCGGAACAACACGGACUACCCCUGGGCCUGGCCUCGCAUCGGGCCCGCCCUGGAGCGGGCCGUCCGAACCGUCAACGACGACCCCGCCUUGCUCCCCGGCCACCACCUCGCCUACGUCUACAAGAACAGCGAGAACAAGCUGCGCAUCUGCUCCGAGUCCAUCGCGGCGCUCAUGGCCGUGGACCUCAAGCUGGCCUACGACCCCUGGGCCUUCAUCGGGCCCGGCUGCUCCUACACCUCCUCCCCGGUCGGCCUCUUCACCAGCCACUGGGACGUCCCCAUGGUGACGGCCGGCGCCUCGGCCGUGGCCUUCUACGGGGGAGUCUACCCCUCCAUCACCAACACGGGCCCCACCCACAAGAAGCUCGGGAGGUUCGCCCUGCGGAUCUGCCAGCACUUCGGCUGGCGCCAGCACGUAAUGCUGGUGUUCAACGACGACAAGGUCGACGACCGGCCGUGCUACUUCGCCGUGGAGGGCCUGUACAUGGAGCUGCAGAGCAUCAACAUCACCACCGUCAACACGGUGUUCAACGAGAAGGAGCUGCCGAUCAACUUCUCCCAGAUCCUCGGCAACAUCCAGAACGACAGUCGAGUGAUGUUCGUCUGCUGCUCCCCGGACGUCUUCCGCAGGCUGAUGGUUGAGUUCGGCCGGGCGGACCUUCCCCACGAGCAGUACGUCUUCUUCUACAUCGACGUCUUCGGGGCGAGUCUGGACGACAGAGGCGGACAGCCGUGGGCCCGCGGCGACCAGGACGACGCCGUGGCCGAGAAGGCCUUCCAGAGUGUGAAGAUCUUAACGUACCGAGAACCACAGAACCAAGACUACCAGGCGUUUGUCCAGAACCUGAAGACCGACGCCGAGAGGAACUUCAACUUCACCAUAAAGGACUCCUUGAUGAACAUCAUAGCCGGAGGAUUCUACGACGGCGUGAUGCUCUUCACUCACGCUCUGAACGCCACGAUGUCCGAGUCCGGCAAGCGGCCUCCAGGAAAGAACGUCACCAAGAGGAUGUGGAACCGGACCUUCGAGGGUGUGACUGGAAAGGUCCACUUGGACGAGAACGGGGACCGAGAGACAGACUUCGCCCUGUGGGACAUCAACGCCACCACCAACACCUUCCAGAUAUUUCUGAUGUACAACAGUGCGGAGGAGCGGCUGACAGUUGAUACGCAGCUGUCCUGGCCGGGAGGACGUGCUCCUCCAGAUGUUCCCGUCUGCGGCUUCAAGAACGACAACCCCGUCUGCCUCACCAAGACGGUCACCAUCAACCAGAUGGUUUCCAUCGUGGUCUUCUUCAUCGUCACCAUGACCCUCACCGUCACCAUCUUUGUCUACCGAAAGAUGAAGUUAGAGGAGGAGCUGGUGGCUCAGCUCUGGAGGAUGUCCUGGGACGACAUCCAGAUGAGUAACCAGGACAAGGUCCUGCGCAGUGGCAGCAGGAUCACACUGUCUCUGAGAGGCUCGAACUGCGGCUCCCUGAUGACUGGAGAUGGAAACUUGCAGGUCUUUGCAAAGACCGGCUACUACAAGGGAAACAUUGUUGCCAUUAAACGCACCAACAGGAAACGCAUCGAGCUGAACAGGAAGGUCCUGUUUGAGCUCAAACAUAUGAGAGACGUACAGAACGAACAUCUGACCAGAUUCAUUGGAGCCUGCAUCGAUCCGCCAAACACCUGCAUCGUCACCGAGUACUGUCCCCGAGGGAGCCUGCAGGACAUCCUGGAGAAUGACAGCAUCACUCUGGACUGGAUGUUCAAAUAUUCUCUCAUCAACGACAUCGUUAAGGGCAUGCUGUUCCUCCACAACAGCGUCAUCGUGUCUCACGGUAAACUCAAGUCCUCAAACUGCGUGGUGGACAACCGCUUCGUCCUGAAGAUCACCGACCACGGCCUGUCCAGCCUGCGGUCCGAGGGCGACUCGGGGAAAGACGCUCACGCCUACUACGCCCAAAGGUUGUGGAUGGCCCCCGAGCUGCUCAGGAUGGAGGCCCCUCCUCCUCAGGGGACCCAGAAAGGAGACGUCUACAGCUUCGGCAUCGUCCUCCAGGAGGUGGCGCUGCGCCAAGGAGCCUUUUACCUGGAGGGAAGCCCCCUGAGCCCCAAAGAGAUCGUGGACCGGGUGGUCCUGGGCGAGUGGCCCUGCCUCAGACCCACCGUGGACCCCCAGAACCACAGCCCCGAGCUGGGUCAGCUGAUGCAGCGCUGCUGGGCCGAGGAGCCCACGGAGAGGCCGGAGUUCAACCACGUCCGCCUGCUGCUGCGCAAGCAGAACAAGGAAUCGAGGACCAACAUCCUGGACAACCUCCUGUCUCGUAUGGAGCAGUACGCCACCAACCUGGAGGAGCUGGUGGAGGAACGAACUCAAGCUUAUCACGAGGAGAAACGCAAGGCCGAAGCUCUGCUCUACCAGAUACUACCUCACUCGGUGGCGGAGCAGCUGAAGCGGGGCGAGACGGUCCAGGCGGAGGCCUUCGACUCCGUCACCAUCUACUUCAGUGACAUCGUGGGCUUCACCGCCAUCUCCGCAGAGAGCACGCCGAUGGAGGUGGUGACUCUGCUCAAUGACCUCUACACCUGCUUCGACGCCAUCAUCGACAACUUUGACGUCUACAAGGUGGAGACCAUUGGCGACGCCUACAUGGUGGUGUCGGGGCUGCCGGUGAGGAACGGGAAGCUGCACGGCAGAGAGAUCGCCCGCAUGGCGCUCGCCCUGCUGGACGCCGUGCGCUCCUUCAGGACGCGUCACCGCUCCGAGCCGCUGAGGCUGAGGAUCGGCAUCCACAGCGGUCCCGUGUGCGCUGGUGUCGUGGGCCUGAAGAUGCCUCGCUACUGUCUCUUCGGGGACACCGUCAACACGUCGUCUCGGAUGGAGUCCAGCGGAGAAGCGCUGAAGAUUCACGUGUCGGCGGCGACCCGCGACGUCCUGCUGGAGUUCAACUGCUUCCAGCUGGAGCGCAGGGGGGACGUCGAGCUCAAGGGCAAAGGCAAGAUGACCACCUAUUGGCUGCUGGGCGAGAGCGGCGGCCAAUGAGGGGACGGGGACGAGGACGGAGGACAGGGGACCUCUGGAACGUCCUCGUACAGGAAAUAAUGAACGGAGCAGCCGAGGUUUGAGAGGACCGGAAGCUGCAGGUGAUCCAGGAGGCGGAGCCUCAAGCAGGAAGUGAGAUGUUUGUCUUCGCCCGUGUUUUCGUCCGCAAACAGCAGAGGGCGCCGCGACUAGAAUCAUCUCUUUAUUAACUUUACACAGAAUCGGUAAAGAAACGAGCGUUAAGAUGGAUUUAAACUAUUUGAUUUGUAAAAGUUUUAACCGGUUAUCACGUAAAGAUCAGACCCGAUAACGACGUCCACCAUCCGUCCCUCAGACUCUUUACCCACAAUUCAUAGCGUUGUAAACAGACCUUCCAAGGAUUUAUGAAACAAAUAAAAGGUAAAGUUAGAGAGACUUUCUGUGGAAGUUACUGAUUCCAGAC
Molecule: messenger RNA, 3848 nt
Organism: Pungitius pungitius (ninespine stickleback)
Lineage: Eukaryota; Metazoa; Chordata; Actinopteri; Perciformes; Gasterosteidae
Gene: npr1b
Product: natriuretic peptide receptor 1b
Exons: 22
Coding region: 257-3406 (1049 amino acids)
Biological process (GO): cGMP biosynthetic process; protein phosphorylation; receptor guanylyl cyclase signaling pathway
Cellular component (GO): plasma membrane
Molecular function (GO): ATP binding; guanylate cyclase activity; adenylate cyclase activity
Source: RefSeq, a predicted model, not a curated record